This is a messenger RNA of Helianthus annuus (common sunflower), 798 nucleotides long. RefSeq lists its product as uncharacterized. The coding region runs from base 1 to 798 and encodes 265 amino acids. The transcript has 2 exons. The record is from RefSeq and is a predicted model, not a curated record. Lineage: Eukaryota; Viridiplantae; Streptophyta; Magnoliopsida; Asterales; Asteraceae.
AUGAAUUUCGUUACAGCAAAUAUUAGUGGGGCAGGUGACUCCAGCAAGGCGGAGCACAUAAGGAAUCUGAAAAGGAAUAACAAGCUCGGUUUUAUCGCUAUUCAAGAAACGCAGAUGUCAAACUCUUCGAACAUUCUGGUUAGUAAUUUUUGGGAUAAUACUCCUUUUGAUUUUGAUUCAAUUGAAGCCACAGGCAGAUCGGGUGGUCUCCUUAGUAUUUGGGACCCUGGACUCUUCACAAAAAAGACAACAAAUAAAAAAAAACAACUCUGGGCAGAUUUAAUUGUUUUGAUGAGAUCCUUCUCUGGCUCGUGGAUCUUCUUAGACGACUUCAACUGUGUCAGGGAACCCACGGAAAGAAAGAACUCUAGAUUUAAUAAACAAGAGGCCGAAGACUUCAAUUUCUUCAUUAGCGAAGCAGGUUUGGUGGAGUACUCUAUGUUGGGAUGUGCCUUUACGUGUGUGACAGAUGAUGGUAUGAAGUUUAGCAAAAUUGAUCGGGUACUGGUCUGUUAUUCUUUUCUAUCUUUGUGGCCAUCGGCUAAACUUUUGGGAUUAUCGAGAUUCAAAUCUGAUCACAGACCAUUACUCUUGCUAUGCUCUGAUGUGUUUUUUGGUAUACCACCAUUUCGUUUCUUUAACUCUUGGCUAAAAGAGGAUGGGUUAGCGGAUAUUGUCAAAAAGGUGUACGAUGGAGUCAUUGGCUUCUAUCCACCAGAUAAAUUAUUAGCAGCAAAAUUAAAAGCAGUCAAAGUUGCAGUAAAACCUUGGUGUGAGAAGAUAAGAAACAGAGAUUGA